Sardina pilchardus (European sardine) is the source of this 2076-nucleotide messenger RNA. RefSeq names its product transmembrane protein 125b (gene tmem125b). The transcript has 2 exons. The coding region runs from base 425 to 1114 and encodes 229 amino acids. Lineage: Eukaryota; Metazoa; Chordata; Actinopteri; Clupeiformes; Clupeidae. The record is from RefSeq and is a predicted model, not a curated record.
CCAGUGACUGUUACAACACACCCUCACACUGAGGAGGAGCGCGCCACAGAGCAGUGACUGGGACUAACACUCACACAGUGACCGUCGUGGGAGAGAGAGAGAGAGAGAGAGAGAGACAGACAGACAGAUGGGGCAGAGGGUGGACGGGACAUGUUGUCAAACAGACUGGACAGAACGCCACUAUGCCACGGAGCUCCCCGACUGAGCUGUGAAGACACUGACCAGGGGGGACGUACUUCACAGGACUCCUGAGAUGGACUCGUCUCAACUCACACAGCGAUGAGGACUUAUUGGUGGAGCUCGGCCCCACGGCUCAGAGAGGUGAUUUUGCUGGCAGGCUUAUCAGACUCCAUGCCUGCACUGUUGGAACUUACAAGAGACUUCUAAGGCCCCUCAGUGAGCCAGAGGAGCAGGUGGGUGAGUCAUGGCUGAGAUGGAGCACCUGGCAGCAGGGAGGCCGGGCCACGAUCCGCCGGUCCGCCCGAGGCCCGAGCUGGCCUGGGUGCAGCGCCGCACGCUGGACGACCAGGUGGAGCUGUGGUGGUUCGGCGAGCCGCGCGUCUCGCUGCUCUGCUACGGGGCGUCGGUGGCCCUGGUGCUGGGCCUGGGCCUGGGCGGCGUGGGCCUGCUGUCCAGCGCCUCCGCGGCGCCGGGCCGCUCCGCCGCCGGCUGGCGCCUGGGCGUGGGCUCGGCCCUGUGCCUGCUGGCGCUGGCCGUGCUCCUCAAGCAGCUGCUCAGCUCGGCCGUGCAGGACAUGGGCUGCGUGCGGAGCCGGCGGCGCGUGGAGCUGCUGCGGAGCGGCGGGCGCAUGGACCCGCCGCUGCUGCUGGCCGCCGGGCUGGGCACGGCCGCGUGCGGCGCCGCCCUGCUGGGCCCGGCCGGCGACGACGACAUGCUGCCCGCCGGCGCCGUCCUCCUGGCCUGCGGGGGCGCUGUGGCGCUGGGCGUGGGGGCGUACACCGCCGCCGCGCUCUGGAGCAGCCGCAGGGACGUCAGGAGGAGGAGCAGGUGGAGGAGGAGAGGCAGGCGGAGGAGGGUCAGGGUGUACAACGUCACCGGGCCAAACCCACAGCCAUGGAGAGACUCGGCAUCGAGCCAGGCCAGCUUGAUAUGAGUGAGGACGAGAGAGGACAGAGGAACACAGGGAUGGAGGGAGCAGCAGACAGAAGAAGAGGAAUACAAGACUGUUGUGUGGAGUCAGAAGAAGUGAUGAAUAGAAGAGGUGUAUUCCCAAGUGCCCAGUCAUUCUUCAUUCGGCCCUAAUAUCUUCAUAUUCACACCUCCACAGUCUUUGCUCAUCAGGAAUCAGGUCACACACAAACCUGCUUCCCUUUGAUAGUGAUCAUCUGAGCCAGGCUAAAUUAAGAGAUUCAUUACUUUGAUUCCCCUGCAGUAGAUCAAAAAUACCAGGAUGGCAUGUACUGUUUGAGGCAAGGUUAUUUUAUGAGCUGAAUUUAACAGAGACUCUGUCCAUCCAGUUCAUUGUGUAGAUUAGAACAAUGUGAGUUGUGCACCUGUUACAUAACUUUAUUCUCUUUUUAUGUUUUUUCACCUAGUGACUCAUUUUGCUGUUCUAGCUACUGUUAAUUUGGUGUGUUUCACAUAAAAAGUAGCCCAGUGAUUAUUUGUAGUUUGUGGUUUUGACAUUUUAUUUGGUUUUGUUAUGAAAUCAAACAUCAUUUCAAACAUAAUUUAUAAUUCUCCCAUAAAAUAUGUAUUUAUUUUUACUCCCACAUAUUUUCACCAAUGCCAGUAUGUAAUAUGAUUGUGUUUCUUGGCCAAGCACACACUGCGCGUCCUUACUGUAUAUUUACACUGUCACUGGCAGUGGCAGACUCCACUUGGUGAGCUAUAAAUACGCACGAUUACGCUAAACAAAAAAAUCAACAUCACCACGACAGCGCAGUCAGUCCGUUGACACAUGCCAUGAUUUAAGGUCACCCUCAUCCGAUGGUGAACUGGUCGAGGUCCAGUUCAUCAUCGUCGCUGUCUUCCACCGCGUACCUCUGCUGUUCCCGUUCCCUCUCCGCCCUCGCUCUCUCUCCGGCCUGGAUGUAGUUAUCCUCGAUGAAGCCG